AUGAAAGUGAUAAAGAGACGCAGAGUGAUCAAAUCCUGCAAAUACUGUUAUGAGCACAAGCUAAAAUGCGAUAAAGUAAAACCUUGUAAUAACUGCGUUCGUCUGGGGGUUACUCAUGAGUGCAUAUACGGUUUCAACAAGAAAGAAUAUCUUUCAAGUGUCAGUCCCAGUCGAAAAACUGUCCAACCAAAGCGAUCAAAUCCCGAGGAAUUUAAAACGACGGGGUAUUACCCCUAUUUCUCGAAUGAGCUGGGUUCAAAGAUUGCGUCCUCGUCUGCUUUGGAGAAGAAAAAAGGAUCAACACGAAGGAAUGCCAUAACGAAAUUAGAAAGACUGUCGACAAAGAGGCUGUUACCAGAAGAAAUAUACGGCUUAAUACCGGCUAAAAAAAACUUUAACUUCAUUCUCGAGUCAUACUUUCAGCGAAUAAAUCCCAUAAUUCCACUGCUUGAAAGAGAAGAUGUCGAGGUAAGUUUGAGCGUAUUUUUCGAGAAACCAGACGUUGCCAAUAAUGAAAAACAUCCAAAACUUCUUCAACUUUUCACAAUUUUGUUUUCUGUUGCCUAUGCUAAUGUUGCUGAGGAGCAAAUUCCAGAUCUUUUUUUGUCAGAGAAAUAUUAUAGUGCUUUCCAAACGUUAGUGGACUGGUGUCAAUUUCCAAUUAAACCGUCUGUGGAGCUUCUUAGAUGUCUUUUAAUCGUCAAUUUUGUAAUUGAUCCGAACAUGGUUGAGACGCUAGGUCUUUCUGCGAUCUUAUUACGACAAGCACAGCAAUUGGGGUUAAAUUUCCCAAAGAGUGAUUUUGACGCUGAUGGUUUCCAUGCCACAUCAAAAGCAGGGUUCGGGCUAUUAUGGAAUUACAUACUCUUUUUUGAGGGUUCCUCUUCAGUAGUAGCUGGAUUAGCGUUUAUGAGUGCAGAGGACCAACCUCGACCUAUCCUCCUAACUGAAAACAGCUCUACGAAUGGCAAUAUUGCUGUGCCGUAUGCUCGAGGCAGAUUCCUCAUAAACGACUUAUAUCGCCCAGUUAUGGCGUUGAAAAAUGGUGUGUGCGGGGCAAGUCAGUCAAUUCUUGAUGAUAUUGAUUCCAGGUUGCAGAAAGCUUACGGAAAAAUAGAGGGUCUGUGUUCUCUUAUUCAGAAAAACGAGGACGAAGGGGAGUACUUUUCGAGCACUCUGAAGAUUUUUCUUUUGCGCUUCCAAUUGAGGUAUAUGGCAAUAACAAACCAAAGGCCCAAAGAGCCUUCAAGUCCUGUUCAUGAUGCCUAUAAAAAGGGCCGCUUUAAUAAGGGAAUUCUCGAGGUUCUUACUGAGGGAAAAGCAUUUGAAGACAAGACCGUGCGACUAUCAUUUGCGCUACUUUUCUUCACAUUGAAAAGGCUUCUUUCAGGGAGCUGUUACAAGUAUGCUUGGUAUAGCAAGGGCUCAACUGUGAUGCAAUACCUUUUUGUGGUGAUCAAAGACAUCUUCAGCUUUCCAAAGAAGGGAUAUCAUCUUCAAUAUUACUGCGAAGAACUAAAAAUGUUUCUGUCUCCUGACAUCAAAGAAUGCCUAGAAGCGGACCCUGUCAUGUACAAAUAUUUGCUCAUAGAGCAGUUGAUGAAAGUUUUAGAAAUAAAGUUGGCGCCUUUAUGGAAUGACAAUGAUAUAAAUGCGUUUUCACUAGUGAAAAAGGUGAAAAGGGAGAUUUGGAGCUCAGAAGUGGUCCGUGAAUUUCGAGAUUCGCAUGAUGAAGGUCGCCUGCUUGGAUGCAGCAUCUUUAAAAAGGCUCUCAAUCACAUAGAUUCAAUUCAAAGUAUUGACUUCGAAGAGUGCUUAAAGCAAUGGGAAAUGGACAAAGCGGCUUUGAAUUUAGAGGGUAUCCUCAUGAACUGGAUAUCAGAGGUGUGA
Molecule: messenger RNA, 1890 nt
Organism: Lachancea mirantina
Lineage: Eukaryota; Fungi; Ascomycota; Saccharomycetes; Saccharomycetales; Saccharomycetaceae
Source: the annotation of a GenBank genome assembly